Talaromyces rugulosus is the source of this 4395-nucleotide messenger RNA. RefSeq lists its product as uncharacterized. The record is from RefSeq and is a predicted model, not a curated record. Gene Ontology annotation, cellular component: cell septum; cell periphery. Bases 1 to 4395 code for a protein of 1464 amino acids. Lineage: Eukaryota; Fungi; Ascomycota; Eurotiomycetes; Eurotiales; Trichocomaceae. The transcript is spliced from 4 exons. Gene Ontology annotation, molecular function: chitin synthase activity; acyltransferase activity, transferring groups other than amino-acyl groups.
AUGACAGCCAUAGAAUCUGUCCUCCCACGUCCCUCACAGAUACGGCCUAUCCACACAUCCCGGCUCUUACUGCGGCCGUUCAAAUGGACCGACCUGGACAACUUUGUCAAACUCCGCUCAUCGCCCGAGGUUAUGCAGUGGACGCACCAGGGACGCAUUGACGAUUCACUUGACCAGACCAAGAAAUGGAUGCAACAAUUCAUCUUGUCAGACAAUGACGAGCGUCCGAUCGAGAACUAUAAUUUCGCCGUCUUCCUACGAAAUAACCGAGACGAUAAUGUACAGGAAACUGAAGAAGAGGGAUCGUUUAUUGGCGUGUGUGGAUUGACUGCUCUGAGCUCGCUGCCUGUUUCGCCGCGGCCUAUCUUUGGGUAUAUGUUCCUGCCAGAAACAUGGGGAAAGGGCUAUGGAACUGAAGCCGUGCGCGGGUUUCAGGAUGCAUGGUGGGAGAUGCUUGCAUCGCGCCUGGACCCUGCGGCUGUAGCAGAAGUAGGAAUAAUCCGUGCGGUGACGAUCGACGCGAAUCUUCCGAGUAUGAAUAUUCUGCGAAAAUGUGGUUGGGUUGUGGAUGAUACUGUCCCGGAACAGGAACGGAUUGUUCGCCCCACUGUACCCCCACAAAUGCUAAAAAUACAGGCUGCAUCGAGCCAAUCACGGCGGGGCAGGCUGUUGCUGGGGGAUGGCGACCCAGGUCCGUACAACAUCAUCCGUCGCAACCUCAUGUCGCUCCCACAAAGACCAGUCAACGCGCCGUCGUCGCGGCGCGAAGAAACUCAGCCAGGAUUCAGGGAAUCAUCGAGACGACGCCGCCGUGACAUCGAAUCCGGCACGUACACUGAUGUACCGCAAUCACCCUACUCUCCUACGUCUCCCAGGAGACACUCACAGCAACAUCGGCGUCAUGUCUCUCACUCAUCUGCCCGCGGUGCAGCACCAGCAGCUCCUCCGCCGGAGCCUCCUCUCGGACUGGGCAGGAAACGAUCGCUCGUGCGCCCAGAACGACGUCCGUUAGAUCCCGAUCAUCCGAACUAUCAUUACCAGCAGCAUGCACAGAACCUUAAUAUGGCUACGUAUCCCUCCACAACAGGCCACGAUCCCAUUCUGGAUACCCAUGCCGAGGCGGACACCGGAAGCACCGACAGCUCCCUCAAAACAGCCAACAAAGGUAGUCUGUACGGGGCCAAGGGCAAUCUCAACGAGCCGAUGGAACGAGUCGAAAGAGCGCCUAGUUCCCGCGACAAAAGAAAAAUCCAUCGAAAAAGCUCCAAGAAACGGGCAGUAUCACAAGAGAAGCGACAACAAAAAGCCCGAGAGCAAGCACGUCCUCCAAGCUUGUGGUACGCUUACUGUGCCUCGGUCACUUUCUGGGCUCCUGACUUUAUUCUGAAAUGUUUCGGGAUGCCUCAGAAAGAUCAGCGUCGUGCCUGGCGCGAAAAAAUGGGCUUGAUCAGUGUCAUUUUGCUAAUCUGUACUUUCGUCGGCUUCCUGACCUUCGGUUUCACCGCGGUCGUUUGUGGCUCUACCUCUGUCCGUUUGCAAGUCAACAAGGUCGACAGCGGCUACAUGAUCUUCCAUGGUGAAGCUUAUGACCUUUCCCAAUCCGAGCAUCCACCUGCUUUCGGUAUUACCGGGGGGGCCAACGUUUUGUACGACCUUGGUCAUAAAUACGGUGGCCAGGAUGGCAGUUUCCUCUUUCAAAAAGUCAACGGUGCUUGCAAGGACGUCAUCACCUUGGCCGAUGGCUCUGAUGUACCAACCAACAGCGACGGCGAUCUUGCCUGGUAUUUCCCCUGCCAGCCGUUCAACCAGGAUGGUUCGACCGCUCCCAACAAGACCAUUCCAAACUAUUUUGGGUAUUCUUGCCAUCUUUCAGGCGACGCGCGGGAUGCCUUUUACGGCCUGAAAUCUUCCGGCGAUGUUUUUUUCACUUGGGGAGACCUGAAGAACAAGAGCCGUGACCUCAUCGUGUACUCCGGAAACGUACUUGACCUGAGCUUGAUCGAUUGGUUCAACAGCACACAGGUCACAUACCCAUCCCUCUUCGACCAAAUACGAAACAACUCUGACAUUUAUGGUACUGAUGUCACGUAUGCAUUUCAAUCUUCGGAGGACAAGCGAAUUGCAAAGUGCCUCUCUCAAGUUAUUAAAGUUGGCUCCAUUGAUACCAAAACCAUUGGUUGCAUUGCUUCUCAGGUGGUGCUCUACGUGUCGCUUGUCUUCAUUUUGUCUAUUGUUGCCGCCAAAUUCUUCAUGGCCGUGAUGUUCCACUGGUUUAUCUCAAGGAAAUUUGCCCCGGAGCGCACGUCAAUGACAUCGGAUCGCAAAGCUCGUGCUCAACAGAUUGAAGACUGGACUGAUGAUAUUUAUCGUCCCGCUCCACGCCUUGCGGAAGCGCCGGUUCCUGAUCGCGAGCGUUUGAACAAACGUGCUAGCUUUUUGCCUACAACUUCUCGUUUCUCCAGCCCAUAUGCAGUUGCAAGUGGUACUGGCGGUAGGACUAGAGCCCAGCCAACUACAAUGGCUAGCCAAAACUCUACUUCUCGUCUUGUGCCCACGACAACUUCAGGUUCCAUGUACAGACUCGGCCAGAAUAGUAGCAACGGUACGUUGAGUGCCGACGCCAUAUCCCGCCACAACGACUCAGGCAGCAAAACUAGCUUGAUGAUCUCCCAAUCCGAUCAAAGACAUUCUACUCUUAUGGGCUCCAACGAAGGUCCCGCCGGAUUUAUCCAUGAAGCUGUUGUACCCCAGCCGCCACCAGAAUGGCAGCCCUUUGGCUUCCCCUUGGCUCAUACAAUGUGCUUGGUCACGUGUUAUUCGGAAGGUGAAGAAGGUAUUCGCACGACUCUUGAUUCGGUUGCUACGACCGACUAUCCCAACAGUCACAAAACGAUCAUUGUGAUUUGUGACGGUAUGAUCAAGGGUAAAGGUGAAGAGUUCGCUACUCCGGAAAUCGUCGUCGGCAUGAUGCAUGACUUUGUGGUACCCCCAGAGGAAGUCCAACCCUAUUCAUAUGUGGCUGUUGCCAGUGGUUCUAAACGACACAACAUGGCCAAGAUUUAUGCCGGUUUCUACGACUACGGACAAACGUCUAUCGUUCCUACGGAGAAACAACAGCGUGUACCGAUGAUGGUCAUUGUCAAGUGCGGCACUCCCGCAGAGGCCAAGCAGUCCAAGCCUGGAAACCGUGGUAAACGAGACAGCCAAAUCAUUCUCAUGUCAUUCUUGCAAAAGGUCAUGUUUGACGAACGUAUGACGGAACUGGAAUAUGACAUGUUCAACGGGCUAUGGAAUGUCACGGGCAUUUCACCAGAUUACUACGAAAUCAUACUAAUGGUCGACGCUGAUACCAAGGUUUUCCCCGAUAGUUUAACCCAUAUGGUUUCCGCUAUGGUCAAGGACCCUGAAAUCAUGGGUUUGUGCGGUGAAACAAAGAUUGCCAACAAAACCGACAGUUGGGUGACCAUGAUCCAGGUUUUCGAAUACUACAUCUCUCACCACCAGGCUAAAGCGUUUGAGUCUGUGUUCGGUGGUGUCACCUGUCUUCCUGGUUGUUUCUCCAUGUACCGUAUCAAGGCUCCAAAGGGUGGACAGAACUAUUGGGUGCCUAUUCUCGCGAACCCGGAUAUUGUGGAACACUAUUCUGAGAAUGUUGUCGAUACUCUGCAUAAGAAGAACUUGCUCCUCCUUGGUGAAGAUCGUUACCUGACGACGCUGAUGUUGAGAACGUUCCCCAAACGAAAGCAAGUUUUUGUUCCCCAGGCAGUGUGCAAGACGACUGUGCCGGACGAAUUCAAGGUUCUCCUGUCCCAGCGUCGUCGUUGGAUCAACAGUACAGUCCACAAUCUUUUUGAACUGGUGCUGGUGCGUGACCUGUGCGGUACAUUCUGCUUCAGUAUGCAGUUUGUUGUCUUUGUUGAAUUGAUUGGAACCCUGGUUCUCCCCGCUGCAAUUUCGUUUACCUUUUAUGUUGUCAUUGUGUCGAUUGUUAAAAGGCCGGUGCAAGUCAUCCCUCUGGUCCUUCUUGCACUCAUCCUGGGUCUUCCGGGUGUCCUCAUCGUCAUCACGGCGAAUCGGUUCGUUUAUGUACUCUGGAUGUUGAUCUACUUGAUCUCCCUCCCUGUAUGGAAUUUUGUCCUCCCAGUAUACGCAUACUGGAAGUUUGAUGACUUUAGCUGGGGUGACACACGAAAGACCGCUGGUGACACGGGCAAAGGAGGCCAUGGCGACGAAGAAGGCGAGUUUGACAGUAGUCAGAUUACUAUGAAGCGCUGGCGCGAUUUUGAGAAGGAACGACGGAUCAAGAUCAACUCUGUGCAAUCACCACAAAACCCACUGGCUCCUUCGGGAGGUUACACCUACCCCGGUGGCUACGAUACGUACUCGGACUAUUAG